UGGAAAAUCUUUCAUAAAAUUGAGUGGACAGUGGACACUCCCCUUUACAUAUAAAUAGUACAUUGUCAAUAAAUAGUAAAUAAAAAAUUGAGCAGUUACAAUGAUUUUUUUGACAUGUCAAAGAUAUUAAAAAAACCGGCUAAGUAAAAAAAUUAUAAAUAAACAAGUUUAAUAUAUACAUAAACAAUUAAAAAUGAAUACAAAAGAAAAAGACAGUAAAACAUUUAAUGAUAAAUUGAAGCAAUUUUUUCGCAUCAACAAAGGUAAUUAUAAAAGCCGUGAAGAUGUAUCACUUACUCCAGAUAUUGUAAAAUUAAUAUCAAAAGAAAUGCCAAUUAAUCAACGAACAAAAGCAAUUAAAGAUCUUUGUGAAUCAAUAUUAAAUGACUCAUGGGAAGAGAAAUCAGCUGAAAGAUUAUGGAUUGAAAUUCAUGAUUUAUUAUCAAUAAAUAUAGCAAAAGAACAUAGACAUAUUGUUCUUAAUUUUUUGUGUUGUUUGAUACAAGGACAAUACAGUAAAUUAUCACCAGCAAUGAGAGUAAAAUUUUUUUUAUUCAUCAAAGAACAUGAUGUACCAGAUGACAUUGGUCCAAGAUUGGAGCUGUUGCAAAAAUUAACAGACAAUGGAAAAGAUAUAACUCAUAUGGAAGAAAGAAUUGGUCCAUUUUUAUUAGAAUGGAUGACAACAGUUAAUGGAAUGGAUGGUAAAAGAGGUGCUGAAUUUUUAUCAUUACUUGUUAAUGUUAUAAAAUAUAAUUCAGCAUUUAUUGAUGAAGAAAUAAUAUCUGGUCUUGUUUCUUACAUAUGUGAAUUAUGUUAUUAUAGUAAUAAUGAAAAAGUUGUUGAAGGUUGUUUACAUAUACUUGAAACAAUUGUUGGUUAUAAUAUUAAUUUACAAACAGAUUCAUUACAAACAUUUAUAACAGCAUUAUGUCGUGCUGUUAAUGUUGAAAGUUAUUGUCAAAUAAGUUGGGAUAUUAUGAGAAAGCUACUUGGUACAUAUAUGGGAUACUCAGCAAUAUAUACAAUGUGCAAAUUAUUACAAGAUCCAUAUUAUCAAAAUGACAUUAGAAUGUUACGUGGUGCUGUGUUUUUUGUUAAUAUGGGUCUAUGGGGUACACAUAAAAUUCAAAAAUUAGAUUGUAAACCAAAUUCUGUAUUACCAUCAUUUAUAAUUGCACUUAAAUGUAAUCAUCCAAUUGUUAUGUAUGAAGUUACACUUGCUGUACAACGUCUUGUUACAAAAUAUGGUGAAAAUACACUUGAACCAACAUGGAGUAUAAUACUUGAAAUAAUUGAUAAUAUUAUUAAUCAUACAAUAACAAGUAAUCAAUUAGCAACAAAACAAGUAUCAUCAUGUUUACAUGAAACAAUAAAUACCAUUGAAACAUUACUUGAUACAUCAAAAUACAAUGGUAAUGUACAAAAAUUUUAUCAACUUAUUGAAAAAUGUUCUGAUUCACGUUCUGAAUUAUCAAUAUUAAAAUUAAUUGAUUAUAAAUCAACUCAAAUUGGUCCAACAUAUUAUAAAUGGAAUACAAAAUUAGCAAAUAUUAUGGAACGUUUUUUUAAAAUUGAAACACGUACAAAUAUACGUAUUAAAGUACUUGAUGUAUUAAGUAAAAUAAUAAUAAUAAAUAGAUCAAGAUAUGAAGAUGAACUAAUUGAUAGAAUAAUUGUACCAUAUUUUCAAAAUAUUGAUACUGAUAAUGAUAUUAAUGUACGUAAUGUAACAGCAAAUUUAUUAAUUGAUAUAUGUUAUGAAUGUGAAACAAAAAGAUGUCUUGAAUUACUUGAUAUAUUAGAAAAAAUAAUAAAUAAACCAUUUUUAAAUGAUGUAUCAAUAUCAAAUGAUGCUGAUAUUAAAGAUGUUAAAACAGCUGUUGUUGGUAUUAUAAAUAUAUUAUCGAAAAAAAUUUAUUUAUUACCAUCAAAUCAUGCAUUACGUGCAUAUAAAAUAUUAGUUAAUUAUCUUGAUCAACAUUAUAAAGAUCAAAAAAUAUUUCGUAAUGUAUCAACAAUAAGAUAUUUAAUAUUUGAUUGUUUUUUAAAAAUACGUGCAAAUACAACUUAUCAUUUGGGUUUACCAAAUAAAAAUGGUGUUAUUAAUUAUUACAGUCCAUAUUUAAUAUUAGAAAAUGUACCAAUGACAAGUGGUGGUAGUGGUGGUGGUGCUAGUAAUAGUAAUAGUAAUAUUACUAAUAAUGAACAACAACAACAACAACAACGUAGUGGUAAUAAUUCACCACCACCACCAUCAAGUCCAUCACCAAUGCAAUAUACAUCAUGUCCAAUAACACAUUUAUCAUUGGCACAUGCAUGUAAAGCAGUUAUAUCAUGUAUUAAAUAUGAAAGAGAUUGGAAAGUAUUACAAUUAAUACUCAAAGAAAUGCCAACUGUUAUGGAAAAUCGUGCAUUAAUAUUAACACGUAAUAGUAAUGAUAUUGAUUAUCUUGCAUCAGCAUUAUGUGCAAUGGUUAGUGAUAAACAAUUACGUUUACCAGAAACAUUAUAUAAUGUACCAAUAAAAUUUACAUUAUCAGAUUUUCGUAUACAUAUAUUUCCAAUAAUAUCAUCACUAGCAUCAUAUCAUGCAUUUAUUGAGCCAAAUUUACAACAACGUAUUAUAAAAUGUCUUGAGCUUGGUUUAACAACAAAAUGUGCUAGUCAAUGUGUUACUAGUUUAACAACAUGUACAUUAGAAAUGCGUGAUGCAAUGAGUAAGCUUGUAUCUGAAGUUGUAUUAAAUUUAUCAAAAAUAUCAGCAACAAUACAUAUUGCAAUACCAAUACUAGAAUUUUUAUCAACACUUGCUAGAUUACCAAAAGUAUAUGCUAGUUUUAUUGAAAAUCAAUAUAUGUCGGUAUUUGCAAUAUUAUUACCAUAUACAAAUCCAUUUAAAUAUAAUCAUUAUACAGUAUCACUUGCACAUCAUGUUAUUGCUGUAUGGUUUUUAAAAUGUCGUUUACCAUUUCGUCGUGAUUUUGUUAAAUUUAUAACAACUGGAUUAAAAGCAAAUGUAUUGGUACCAUUUGAAGAGGGUAUUAGACAAGAAGGAUAUUUAUUAAAAACAGAUAUUAGUUUAUAUAAUGAAGAUUCAUCAAAUCGUAAAAGAAGUUCAAGUUUAACUGAACAAGGUAGUAGAGGUAGACGUGAAAGACCAAUAAUGCCAAAUAGAAUAAUUGGUGAUUUAAAACCACCAAUUGAUGAGGCAUUAAUGACAUUUCAUGUUGAAUUAACUAAAACAUGUAUUGAUUUAAUGGCUAGAUAUACAUUUUCAACAUACACUGCAAGACCAAAACGUUUACCAACUGCUGAUUUUUUAUUAAAAGAAGGACAAUCAAUGACAUGGUUACUUGGUAAUCGUUUAAUAACAAUAACAACAAGUGGAUGUUGUAAUAAAACAAUGAGAGGUAAUCUAUGUGAUAAUUGUUGGAUUACAUGUAAAAAUAUAUCAUCAUCAUCAUCAUCAUCAACAACAUCUGAUUAUCGUGAUAAUCGUCAUUCAACAAGUGGUAUUAUGACAAGAAGAACACCAAGUACUGAUGGUUCAAGAGAAGAAAUAAGAUUAUCUCGUCAAUCAUCUGGCGGUGGUGGUAGUGGUAAUAUUAAUAUUGUUAAUUCAAGUGGUAAUACAGCAACAAAUUCACCAACUGAAGAAAAAGAUAAAAAAUUAAUUGAUGAAAAUGAAUUUAUUAAACAAUUUGGUACAAAUAGUAAUGAUAAAGAUGAACCAAGUAAAUUAGAACAAAUAUUAUCAACAAAAAAAAUAGAGGAAUCAAUACCUUGUGCAUGUUGGUGUCAAGGAUGGGCAGAAAUAUAUGUACGUCGUCCAACAGGUGAUAUGUCAUGGAUUAUGAAAAUACAAAAUUUUUCACAAUUAGAUAUGCCAAUGGAUUUUCCAACACAUGAAAUAACAUCAUUAUAUAUGCCAACAUCAACAUCAACAGCAACAACAACAACAUCAACAGCAUCAACAACCACAACAGCAACAACAAAUAAUCGUAGUCAAGAUACAACAACAACUGAAUCACUUGAUGAUGAAAAUGAUGAACGUUCUGAUAUUAGUAUUAAUAAUAAUAGUAAUAGUAAUUUAAAUUUAUCAAGACCAAUGUUGGCUGAAAUACAAACAGCAAAUUUAAAUAAAACAAGUGGACCAAUAACAAUACCUGGAUCACCUGGUGGACGACCAAGUCCAUCACGUCAAUCAUCACGUGAUAGUAAUGAAUAUAUAAAUUAUGAUGAUAUUUAUAAUGAUAAUGAUAGUAAUAAUAAUGAUGAUAAUAAUGAUAAUAAUGAUGAAGAUGAAGACGAUGAAGAUGAUGAUGGUGAUGAUAAUAAUAAAAAACCACGUAAUCCAGUAAAACGUUCAAAAUCAAGUCCAGAAAUGGCUGCAAAUUGGAAAAAUCCAUUUUUAAAUAAAGAUAAAUUAUUAAUACAACAACAAAUUGAUAUACAAAAUCAUGAUAUUGAUAAUAAAAUUGAUUCUGAAUUAAAAAAACAUUGUAAAAAUAUAUAUACAAAAGAUAUGCGUGUUAGUUGUGAAGCAAUACCAGAAGAAAUAUCUGGUAUGGGUACAACACCACCAUCAAUUGAUACAAAAAAUACAAAUAUACGUACACAACAAUUAUAUACAAAUACAAAUACAAAUACAGUACCACAAUCACCAACAAUUAAUCAAGGAUAUAAUUAUUUAACAGUACAAAAUCGUAAUACACAAUUACAAAAACAACAACAACAACAGCCACAAUCACCAACACAAUUAUAUUCAAGAUCAAUAUCAUUAACACCAGAUGGAAAACAUAGUAGUGAUUUAAAACCACCAAUUGGUAGAAUAUAUGAUAAAAAACAAGAUGAUAUUAGUAAAAAUGAUCCAUCAACAUUACCACCAUUACCAUUUAGAGACAGGGGACAUACAAUAUCAGUUAUGUCACCAGUUAAAUCAAAACAUGAAUGGGAAAAUAAUAUUAAUAAUAUUAGACGUACAAAUCAAUUGUCAUCUUUAUCAACAGCUUCAUCAUCAUCAUCAUCUUCGUCUUCAUCAACAACUGGAGCAGCUGCAGCAGCAGCAGCAGCAGCGGCGGCAGCUACGUCAAAUCAACAACAAAAAAAUAUGAAAGACAUACCAAGAAAUGGAAUUAAUCCAAGUUUUAUAUUUUUACAACUUUAUCAUACACCACAUUUUGGUAUGAAUGGUGAAAAACCAUUAAUUGUACCACAAACAACAGCAAUACAACGUGCUGUUACAAAUCUUGAUCGUAUACAACCAUAUGAAACUCAUAAAAUUGGUGUACUUUAUAUUGGUCCUGGACAAGUAUCAAAUGAAAUUGAUAUACUUGCUAAUUCACAUGGUUCAUUGAGAUAUACAGAAUUUUUACAAUCACUUGGUAAAUUAGUACGAUUAAAAGAUUUAGAUGAAAGUAUAUUUCUUGGUGGUCUUGAUAGAAAUGGUGAAAAUGGUAAUUUUGCAUAUAUUUGGCAGGAUGAUGUUACACAAGUUGCAUUUCAUGUUGCAACACUUAUGCCAAAUAAAUUAAGUGAUCCAAAAUGUACAUCUAAAAAACAACAUAUUGGAAAUAAUUAUGUCAAUGUUAUAUAUAAUGAAAGUGGUGAAUUGUACAAUAUACAAACUGUUAAGGGACAAUUUAAUUAUGCUUGUGUUGUGAUUCAACCACUUGAUCAUGGUACAAAUCAAGUAACAGUACAAGCUAGAGAAGAAUUAGCAGAACAUAUUGGUCACAGUGAACCAAAAAUAAUAUCUGAUCAAAAUUUAGCAAUGUUAUCAAGACAAUUGGCACUUCAUGCUAAUCUUGCUUCAAUGGUAUCAUCAUCAUUAAAACAAAAUGGACAAAAUCCAUAUGCAUCAAAUUGGCUUGAACGAUUGCGACAUAUCAAACGUUUACGUGAACGAGUUCUUCAAGAAUCAUCAAGCACAAAUGUUGAUGGUCAAAAUGAUGAUCAUUUAACAACAAGAACAAAUAAACAAUUAUACAUGGAUGAUUUUACCGAGUAUACAACAUAAUUUUAAUAUUUAAAAUAAAUAAAAUAUAAUUUAAUAAAAAAUAAUAAUAAAAUUAUAUAAUUUUUAUUG
Molecule: messenger RNA, 6091 nt
Organism: Aphidius gifuensis
Lineage: Eukaryota; Metazoa; Arthropoda; Insecta; Hymenoptera; Braconidae
Gene: gig
Product: tuberin
Exons: 6
Coding region: 194-6022 (1942 amino acids)
Biological process (GO): negative regulation of insulin receptor signaling pathway; regulation of small GTPase mediated signal transduction; negative regulation of TOR signaling
Cellular component (GO): TSC1-TSC2 complex; nucleus; cytoplasm
Molecular function (GO): GTPase activator activity
Source: RefSeq, a predicted model, not a curated record